Penaeus vannamei (Pacific white shrimp) is the source of this 1040-nucleotide messenger RNA. Lineage: Eukaryota; Metazoa; Arthropoda; Malacostraca; Decapoda; Penaeidae. The record is from RefSeq and is a predicted model, not a curated record.
AUGACGUGGGCGUGGGCUGGGGGACGCUGCGACGCAAGCCUGCGGUGGGGGGCGACGCGCCACGCUGGGGUGGUGGCCGUGCACGGGUGGCUGGACAAUGCUAACUCGUUCGACACGCUGUGCCCUCCUGCCCGGCGGGCGUGGAGGUGCUGGCCCUCGACCUCCCGGGCACGGCCUGUCGACCACCUGGCCCUCGGCGCGCACUACAACCCCUUCACGUACGCCUUCAACCUGCGGGCGGCCGUGACGGGGCUGGGCUGGGCUCGGUUCGCCGUGAUGGGCCACAGCAUGGGCGCCGCCGUCGUCAACUACUUCGCGGCGCUGUUCCCCGAGUUCGUGGAGGGCGUGGUCAGCCUGGACUUCCUGCGGCCGUUCCACCUGCUGGAGCCCGUCGACCGCUGGCGCACCUACGCCUUCGACCUGUUCAAGUACGAGCAGUUCGAGCCCGGCGCCGGCACCGUGUACUCGGAGGCGGAGGCCGUCGACCGCCUCGUGACGGCCCGGGCCAUCGGCAACGACGACGAGGUCAACGUGUCGCGCGAGGCGGCGCAGACGCUGCUGCCCCGCUCGGCGCGCCGCGUGGAGGACGGCUACGUGUGGGGCCACGACCCGAAGGCGCGCGCCACCUUCCUCACCGUCUUCGGCGGCCGCAACUGGGUCGAGGCCAUCGCCGCCGUCCGGUGCCCCGUCCUGGCCGUGGUGGCCACCAGGGGCGUGUGCACCAUGCCCGUGCGCUUCUACACCCGUGUCUUCGAGACGUACAACGCCAACGCGGCGUGGUUUUCGCACGAGGUGGUGGAGGGCGCGCACCACGUGCACCUGACGCACCCAGAGCGCGUGGCGCCCGCCGUCGCCCGCUUCCUGGGCGACCUUCGGGACGCAGAGGGUGCGGCGCCAAGGCCAGGCUGUGAGGCGGGGGCGCGGGGUCACAGCUGUAAGAUUCAUGUCAUGUAUAUGUCACAUUUCUUAUCAGUAUUAUCACAUGGAUUGUAGCUGUUGGGUAAAGCUCUAUCAUUUUAUUAAAGGAUAUCGAUAAGUAA